Messenger RNA from Dama dama (fallow deer), 3922 nucleotides. RefSeq names its product MFNG O-fucosylpeptide 3-beta-N-acetylglucosaminyltransferase (gene MFNG). The record is from RefSeq and is a predicted model, not a curated record. Gene Ontology annotation, molecular function: O-fucosylpeptide 3-beta-N-acetylglucosaminyltransferase activity. The transcript has 7 exons. NCBI's taxonomy places the organism in Eukaryota, Metazoa, Chordata, Mammalia, Artiodactyla, Cervidae. Gene Ontology annotation, cellular component: Golgi membrane. Gene Ontology annotation, biological process: pattern specification process; regulation of Notch signaling pathway. Bases 237 to 1013 code for a protein of 258 amino acids.
CAGGCGCCCCAGAGCCGCGGGCGGGAGGGCCAGGGAGAAAGCAGGUGGAGGGCUGACGGCGGCGGGGCUGCGGUGGCUCUGCCUGCGGGCCCGGAGCUCCGACUCCCACCUCUCCCCUCCCGGCCCGCCCGCCAUGCCUGCCAGCCCUUUGCCUUUGCCGGGGCUCCCGCCUGACCAGCCUCCCCUCCCCGUCUGGUUGGGACUUGGGAGCUGAGCCGUCUGGGGCCCUAGGGCCAAUGCACUGCCGGCUCCUCCGGGGCCUGGCCGGAGUCCUCCUCACCCUUCUAUGCAUGGGGCUCCUCUCGCUACGGUACCGCUCAAGCCCGUCCCCGCAACGUGUGCCCGACACCCCCGAGCUGAGCCCGCCAAGCCCUCGGCCCUCCGAGCUGCAGCUGCACGAUAUCUUCAUCGCAGUCAAGACGACCCAGGCCUUCCACCACUCCCGCGUGGAGCUGCUGCUCAACACGUGGGUCUCCAGGACCAGGGAACAGACCUUCAUCUUCACUGACAGCCUGGAUGAAGGCCUCCAGGAGAGACUGGGGUCCCACCUUGUGGUCACCAACUGCUCUGCGGAGCACAGCCACCCUGCCCUGUCCUGCAAGAUGGCCGCUGAAUUUGAUGCCUUCUUGGCCAGUGGGCUGAGAUGGUUCUGCCAUGUGGAUGACGACAACUAUCUGAACCCGAGGGCGCUGCUGAAGUUGCUGAAAACCUUCCCCCAGACCCGUGACGUCUAUGUAGGCCGGCCUAGCCUGAAUCGGCCAAUUCACGCUUCGGAGCCGCAACCUCACAACCGCACAAGGCUGGUACAGUUCUGGUUUGCCACCGGAGGUGCUGGCUUCUGCAUCAACCGCAAACUGGCUUUGAAGAUGGCCCCCUGGGCCAGGUUACCCUUAGCUACGGCGUCUUUGAGGGGAAACUCAACGUCAUUAAGCUCCAAGGCCCCUUCUCCCCUGAGGAGGACCCCUCCAGGUGAAGCCAUCCAGGAAACCCCAGCCUAUCCUGACCAAUACUAAUACAGGAGAUACAGCAAACAGGUAAACAAAUAAACAGGAGUUCUAGAAACUGAUGGAGUAAUGAGGGCCACAUGCAGGAAGGAGCCAGUGGGGGAUCUUUGCAGGACACAUUAUGGAUUUAUUUUUAAAUUCUUCCAACCUUAACGAGUAAACCUUCAGCCUCUCGAUGGUCCUGGUCUAAAAUUCUUUAGCUUUGUCUGGCUAACCUCCUUCUCAAGCCUUCUGAAACCCCAUCUUGCAUGACCUAUGUCACUCUUAACUCCACCUUCUGGAUUUUUUUUCAAGGACCUGCUGUUUGUUUGUCUUUAAUUUUUAUCUUUAAUUUGGCCCUGCUGGGUCAGAAACCUGUCCCUUCAUGCUACAUAGCUCCAGUGACCUUUCUCUCUCCCACCCGUAUCCUGGCCUUCUUGGAAAAGUCUCCAGAUGGAUCUGUGUUCCCCUCUCUCCAGCCCAUUGACCCUCCCUCACCCCAGCUUUGUUCAGUAUUUGGGUGCGAGCAGAUCUGUAUCUUUAAUGAUUUUACAGAAGCAUGAUACAGACCGUGAGACUGAAAAACCCAAUUUACCUGUUGGUUUGCAAGAGACAUUUAUGUAGUUCAAAUCUGUUUUAUUUGUGUCUGAUUAUUUUAAAUUAAAUCUAAGUAAAUUCUAAUAUGUUAGUAAUAUGUUUUCGGUGCCAUUUACCCAUUGCUGCGUAAUAAACUACCCCAAAAUAUAGUGGCUUAAAGCAGUGACACCACUUAUUUUGCUCAUGCAUCUGUGAUUUGGGGGGGUUUGGUGGGAAAGUCCAUCUCUGCUCUGCUUGGUGUCCACUGGGGCGGCUCCAGCUGGGGUUGGAUCAUUUGGAGGCUCUGACAUCUGAUGCCUGGGUGGGGAAGACUCAAAUUGCUAUUGUCAUUCUCUCUAUGAGGUCCCUCUGGUAUGACGUUGCAGGGUAGCUGGACUUCUUACAUGCUGGCUCAGGGCUUCCAGCCAAGAGAGUAAGCUGGGUUGCCUCUUAUGAUCUGGCUUAGGAAGUCUAGCAGCAUCAACCAAGGCCAGCUCAUAUUCAAUGAGAGGGCUGGCCCCACCCUUGCCUUUAAGAAAUUACAUUAUUAAUUUUAAAAAAUGUGUUAAAAUAUAUAAUGUAAUUUUCCAUUGUAACCAUUUAAGUGUACUUCAGUGAUACUAAUUACAUUCACAGUGUUGUACAACCACCACCAAAACUUUUCUGUAAUGGCCAUCCAUGUUGUAGCUGGUAUCAGAACUCCAUUCCUUUUCACAGCUGCGUACUAUUCCAUCACCUGUAUAUGUCACAUUUUCUUUAUCCCUUCAUCCACCCAUGGACACUUGGGUUGCUUCCAUCUUUUGACUAUUGUGAACAAUGCUUCUGUGAAUGCUGGUGUGCAAAUAUCUGUUUGCAUGUCCGCUUAGAAUUCUUUUGGGAAUAUACCCAGGAGGGCAAUUCCUGAAUCAUAUGGUCAUUCUGUGUGCCUUUUUUUUUCUGAAGAACUGACAUACUGUUUUCCACAGCAGCCACCCCAUUUUACAUUCCCACCAGCAAAGCACAAGGGUUCAAAUUUCUCCACAUCCUCACCAGCAUGUUUUCUGUGUGUGUGUGUGUGUGUGUGUGUUUUUAAGUAACAGUCACGCUAAUGAGUAUGAAGUCUCGUCAAUGGGUAUGAACCAUCUCCCUGUGGUUUUGAUUUACAUUUCCCUAAUGGUUAGUGAUUUUAAGCAUCUUUUAAUAUGCCUAUUGCCAUUUGUAUAUCUUCUUUGGAGAAAUGUCUUUUCAAGUCCUUUGCCCACUUUUUAAUUGGGUUGUUUUUUGUUGUUGUUCUUGGUGAUGAGAUCUCAUUCUUUUUUGCAGUCACGUAGUAUUUCAAAGAAAGUUAUACAGUUCUUUUACUAACCAGUCCUCUAUUGAUGGCUAUUCAGGUUGUUUCCAAUCAUAUGUUGUUCAAGCAAUGCAAUAACGAAUUUUCUCCUACACAUGAUAUCAUGCUCAGGUGUGAGUAUAUUGGAAGAGAAAUCCUUGCAGUAGGAUUCAUGAAUUAAAGAAAAGCUGCAUGUGUCUGUUUGGUAGAUGCUGUCCAAUUGCCCUUGAGAGAGUAUGCACCAGUUUAUAGUUCCUAUAGCUAUGUAAGAGGGCAAGGUGCAGCUUUAAAACUAACAUGUAAGUUUUCAGCAUUAUGCCAAAGAUUUCUUCUUCCUUGGGGAUGCUAAUCUGACAUUUCCUAAUACCGAUUAAAAUGUUGGCCUAACACUGCCCUCUGUUAAGGGAUUUGCAACUUAAUUGCAUUUGUUCAUAAAAUGGAAUUAAUAUCAAAUAACUUGCCAUCAAGAGUGAUUUUUGACCCUGUGCUAUGACAAAUCCAUUCAUGUUUUAUGUUUUAAAAAUCUAUUCAAAGUUAAAAAACUGCUUAUUAAAAUGAUAUUAAAAAAAUCAGACUCAAUCUCAAUACAUAUGCCAAUCUUUCCAAAUAGGAUAAAUUUAUUCUUAUCCAUUUUCCCCCCAGAGGUAUAGCCAUGAAAAUUCACGCCUGGAAACUCUUUUCUGUUGUCAGUGGUAUCUAACAAGAUCAUGGAGCAACUCGCACAUCAAAUAUUAACUCAACCUGCACUUUUUAGGUGAUAUGUGGAUUUAGAAGCAAACAGCAUGCUUUCCAUAGCCAACACCAAACUCCUCACUCCUCUGGCUUAUAAUUAAGAAAGUAAAUGAAAGUUGUUGUGAUCAAGCCAGGAUCAAAUUAAAACAGAUAAACAGACUGUGGCCACACUAACUAUAAUAUAGUAAUGUAUGUUCGUAAUUAACUAGACACAGUUUUCAAGAAGAAGGGGACUUUUUUCAGAGGCGAAAACUCCUGUAAAUGAAGAUCUAACAUGUAUUAAUAAAUCAACUCAGGACGCGAAUUCUGUAUGCUGUUCAUG